Molecule: messenger RNA, 1220 nt
Organism: Phoenix dactylifera (date palm)
Lineage: Eukaryota; Viridiplantae; Streptophyta; Magnoliopsida; Arecales; Arecaceae
Source: RefSeq, a predicted model, not a curated record
CCGGGCUCCCCCCUCAACGCCACUCCACCCAACCCUCCAAAAGAGGAGACUCUCAGCGACCGUCCGAUCUUCAUCUUCCGAAAUCCAUGCCUCUUGCUUUUCCGCUUCAAAACCAGGCAUCAGGCGCUAGCGAAGGUGACCUUCCCGUGCGAGCAGCAGCAGAGCCAAAGAAAUUUUAAUGGGCGGCGGCAGUUCGGCGAGCAGCAGUGGGGAGGAGGACGGCGACGCCGAAUGGAAGGCGGCCAUCGAUUCCGUCGCCGCCGUCAACUUCGGCGUCUCCACCUCCAAUCGCCCCGCCACGCCCCAAUCGGUCGCCGGCGGUUCGACGGCCCCGGACGACCCCCGCAACGGGCAGCUAAAGAAGUCCCAAACCCCUGGUCUCAAGCUCUACCAGAUCAAGGCACAAAAGCUUCUUGAUGAUCUGUUAGAGAAGAGUCUUGAGAUGGUGAUAAAUCCUAUCCCUCUGUCCAAUGACAUUCCUCAAUCAAAUGGUGGUGGCAUUCAGUUAUUCAGAAAAGCACCUCCUGGCAUAAUUUUGGAUCCCAUUGUCAUCCUUUCUUUGGUGCAGUUCAGAUGCCAACUUCAAUCUGUCGUUGUUGAUGGCAAUAAUAUUAUGGAUGCAGCGAGAGAGGCAUGCCAGCGAUCUUUGGCUAGAUUUGAAGCUAAAGAAGCUGCAGCAAAGGCAGCAACCAAGAAAGAGGAAGAAAGAGUUUUGGAACUGAAAAAGGUCAGAGGAGAGAAAUGGCUUCCUUCCAUUGCAAGAGAAAUGCAGGGCAAAACUUGAACUCACUGAGGAUGGGGAAGGACAGAAGUUGGCAGCUGAAUUGAAUUCUAUCAGAUCUUCAGAAGCGAAAAGUGCAUUCAGUUUUACCUGAAUGCAGUUGGCAUCGAUUAAUUGAGUAUAGGAAUCAUUCUAUGCUGAUUUCCAUUUGAUAAAUGUGUCACUGUUGGAGGUAUGCUGACUCAUUUUAUACUUUGAGCUUCAUUUACCAAACCUCAAACAUUCCCAUCUUUUGCCGGUGGGGCUCGGGUCUGGCAUAGUGGUUACCUGUUAGUAGAUUCAUGUGUAAUAGAUUAAUGUAGCAUCCUGCUGAAAUGAAGCAAUUUUCUUAUUUACAAGAAUGAAAUUCAGUGGCACAGGAUGAGAACUGGAGGGAAAUUUUGCACUGCGUGGAUGUCUCAAACAUCCAAAUGUGCAUAAUGUUAAGGCUCCAUUUAUU